CCCACUGAACAGGGCCCUGUAGGUGUCUCAGUGUCUCCCACGAUGUCACCUGUGUCACCCACGAUGUCACCUGUGUGUGUGUUUAUUCAGCCUGGCCCACUGAAUCCUGUAAGGGCCCUGUAGGUGUCUCAGUGUCACCCACGAUGUCACCUGUGUGUGUGUUUAUUCAGCCUGGCCCACUGAACAGGGCCCUGUAGGUGUCUCAGUGUCACCCACGAUGUCACCUGUGUGUGUGUUUAUUCAGCCUGGCCCACUGAACAGGGCCCUGUAGGUGUCUCAGUGUCACCCACGAUGUCACCUGUGUGUUUAUUCAGCCUGGCCCACUGAACAGGGCCCUGUAGGUGUCUCAGUGUCUCCCACGAUGUCACCUGUGUCACCCACGAUGUCACCUGUGUGUGUGUUUAUUCAGCCUGGCCCACUGAAUCCUGUAAGGGCCCUGUAGGUGUCUCAGUGUCACCCACGAUGUCACCUGUGUGUGUGUUUAUUCAGCCUGGCCCACUGAACAGGGCCCUGUAGGUGUCUCAGUGUCACCCACGAUGUCACCUGUGUGUGUGUUUAUUCAGCCUGGCCCACUGAACAGGGCCCUGUAGGUGUCUCAGUGUCACCCACGAUGUCACCUGUGUGUGUGUGUUUAUUCAGCCUGGCCCACUGAACAGGGCCCUGUAGGUGUCUCAGUGUCACCCGUGACGUGGCGGGGUCACGCCUCCCCCACCCCUUCGUGUUUGCCGAUGAGUUUUUUUUACGAGCGUACGAACAGCCGCAACAUCAACAACAGCAACAACAGCUGAUAGAGAACAAAGAGCAGCAGCAGCAGGUACCACGUGUCUGGCGAUAACAAACACUCGCCACAUACACGCGGGGUCGUAAGUUCGUCAGUGCCGCAGCUCAACAAACACGUGCUCGUGUGCGUACUGUAUGUUGAACAUCUUUCGCACCGUAAGUUAGCCAAACCGUGCUAAUCGGAGGUGUGUUUGUGUGUGUGGGCACGUGGCCUCGACUGUGCACCUAGCCUGGCACGGGCGCUAUGAUAACGCUACCAACAGUAGUGGUGGACGAUUACCGUUGCCGCUUAUGAUAUCGUUGCUGUUGGGACACGCGUUAAUUGGUUCCUCAAUUGGUGUAAUUAAUCGGUUGCUCGCGAGCGGCGCUUGUGUAAGGCUGGUCUCGCGUGUGCACCUAGCCUGGCACUGGCGCGAUGUUCGCCACUUUUCGAUGUUCCCCCCCCCUUUGCCCCCUUUGUUGAACGCACAACGUGAGUGCGCUGGCCCUCGUCGAUCCGCUGCCGGACGAAGGCCUCUCUCCGGCCCCCCCACACACACCCCGCGACGCCCGCCCGCGUGCCAGCACCGCGCUGGCGGGGCGCCUCUGCCGCGAAUGGCGGGCGGCGUGCCGUGGCGCCGGCUGUGCCACUGGGGGCCGUGGCUGGUGCUGUCGGGCCUGGUGCUGUGCGGCCUCGUGACGCUGUUCGCCACGCUGCUCUGGGCCUGGCCCGUGCAUCGGAGCGGCGGCGACGGCGGUGGCGCCAUCGUCCACCUGGCGUUCCUGCUGCUGUGGGUGCCCACGCUGCUCACGCCGUACCUGCAUGCGGUGUUCGCCGGCGCUGGGUUCGUGUCCGUCGGAUGGCGCCCCGAGCGAUCCGAGGAGGCUCGCCUUCUGCCGUACUGUGAGAAAUGCCAAUCCUUCAAGCCACUCCGGUCGCACCACUGCCGACAAUGCCAGAGGUGCGUGCUAAAGAUGGACCACCACUGCCCGUGGAUCAACGCGUGCGUCGGGCUGCGUAACCGCGCCUCCUUCGUGGCCUUCCUGCUGCUCACGCCGACCGCCGGCCUCCACUCUCUGUGCCUUCUCGGCAGCACGCUCUACCAGGAGUUCCUGGCACCGGUUUUCUUGGUGCCUGCGGCGGGUGGCUCAAAUUCGACGUUAGUCGUUGAGGCCGCGGCGCGGUACCCCUUCGGCGUGCCGGCCUUCCUCGCCACACUCAUCUCCUUCGUGGUGACGCUCACCGCCAUCCCCUUCAUGGUCCUCUUGGGGGUCAAUCAGCUCAAUGGACUUUUGAGAAACCGCACGUUUAUCGAGGCCAAGAUUGAAGCGAAGGCGGCCGAGCGGUUUCGCGAGCGGCCGCCGCGACCGACCUCUCCGCUUCCCCUUUGACCUCGGCUCCGCCUGGAGGAAUCUACGGCAGGAGCUGCCGCCCACGAGGAUGCGCGUUGACGGGCUGCGCUGGCCCACGGCAGCGGGCGCCGACCCCUACUGCGUCAACGAGGAGCACGCGGCUCAAAAGGAGGAGAGGACGUUGAGCUAC
Messenger RNA from Petromyzon marinus (sea lamprey), 2302 nucleotides. Its product is annotated as palmitoyltransferase ZDHHC6-like. NCBI's taxonomy places the organism in Eukaryota, Metazoa, Chordata, Hyperoartia, Petromyzontiformes, Petromyzontidae. The record is from RefSeq and is a predicted model, not a curated record. Gene Ontology annotation, molecular function: palmitoyltransferase activity.